UUCGCAGCGGGUCGAGAGUGCGAGUUCGGGCCAUCUGAAACACAAUUAUAAAUAGAUAAAUAAUACAAGAUUCCAGCUACCGAAUAAAUAACCAUCACAGUGGGCCACCGUGUGAACAGCAAGGAUGCCACGUAACGGCUACGAAAAUGGAAUCCCAAACGGCGACAUGGCCGGCAAUGGGCAUUAUGACGAAAUCAAACCCACUUACGCCCUGGAGCACCUGGCCACCUUCAAGCUGAAAAACGAGGCGGAGAUCAAGCAGCCCAAGGAGAAGAUGAAGCUGCUGAUCGAGCUGGACAAAACUGGAGGCAUCUGGCCGCACAAGAUGUUCAUGAGCUUCAAUGGCCAGUGGCUGGUGAUGCUCGACAGUGAGAUGAAGGAGAUCGAGAACUUCCCGGGCAGCCUAAUCACAGAGCCUACAGCAUUCAUCAGCGAGGAUCCCAAGGAGGCGUACAACAACAUCCUGAUCUUUUCAGUGCCGGGCAUCUCGCUGGGCAACACAGAGAUGCACAUUUUCCAGGUGGCGGACGUCAGUUCAGUGCAUCUGGUGGAGGAUCUAAAAACGCUGAGCAAAGGCACUCCCAUCACAGUGGAUCGCAACAAGACGCCCAUCCUCCUACCUAAGCCAGACAGAACCCACAAUCAUCAGGCCAAGGAUCAGUACGGAAUCGCAGCAGCAGUGGCGGAAAUAGCGGCGGAGAAGAACGCCAUGGACAAGGAGCAGACCGAGCGGGCUGUCCAAGUUAUUAAUCACUGCUUCGAGGACAUUGAGCGGUUCAUGGCCCGCCUCCACUAUGCUGCCGAGGCCCUUAAUGAGCUGAAGCUCCGCAAGGAGCAGCACAAUCCUCACGGCGAGGGACUCCUGGUCCUGCGAUCCCGUCCACCCAUUGAGAGCGAGUUCCACGACAUCCUGGCCAAGGUAAAGCUGGCCCUGAUCUACUCCGUCCGGCUGCAGAAUCACUUCAGCAAGUCCACUGAUCCAGUGCACAACGUCUUUAUCUCGCUAAACACUAUCGUCACUGUCUGCAAUGACAUCUAUGUGGACGCGGGUCUGCCGGAGGCAGUGGUCAAUCCCCUCCUGCGCAGAGAGACGAUUGCCUUCCUCAACGGAGCCCUAGACUCCAAUGAGAAGCAACUAUGGCAAAGCCUAGGUCCCAACUGGACAGUCCCAAAGGAUCAGUUUAAGGAUCACAAGAGCUCUUACCAUCCAAUCUUCUACGAUGACUGGUCCCCCGAUUGGGUGGUGGAUGAGGAGGUCCCGUACCUGGCCCCCGCCCUGAAAAAGACCAAUACACCCUCGCCAUUGGCAGUGCCCAUACCCAUUCCCCCGAGUCCAGAUGGCGGCAAUCGCACCUGGUUGAACCGCCUCGAGAGCCGGAAUGUCAAGAUCGCCGAGGUGUCCUACAACAAACAGCCCACUAACGACAAGGAGCUGAAGGUCACCAAGGGGGAGUAUUUGGAGAUUAUCGACGACUCCCGCAAUUGGUGGAAGGCUCGAAAUUCGUACGGCAACAUUGGCUACGUGCCGCAUACCGUGCUCACUCCAUACAACUUUGAGCCCGGAGUAAAUGGUCGGGACACCGAGUCCUUGGCCUCUCUGGCCCUGGUGGAGAAUGGCGCUGAAUUCGCGGAUGCUAAUAACCCACUGUAUCGCAACACCAUGGCUAUGUAUACCGCUCCCGUGGAGCCAGUGACCAACGGCAAGGCCAUGCCGCGCUCCUACUCGAUGCCCAAUGUUCCCGUUCCGCCACCGAUGCCGCCAAGUGACAGUCAGCCGCCCACGCCAAGUGGCACCCUCAAGCGGAACAUGGCAGCGGCAGGAGCUUUGGCAGCCAUGCGUGCCCGCAAUGAUUGCGAUGCCGAUGACGAGGCCUACUAUCUGCAGGACGAUGUUAAUGACGAGCUGCGUGUUAUGCUGCAGCAACGACAGAAGCGCAAGGAUCUUGAGAUCCUAAAGACGCCGGAGAUCUUCAUCACACAGAACUCGAAGCCGCGCGAGGUGGAGGAGUGGCUACGGGGCAAGGGCUUCUCGGAUGUGAUCAUCAAGAGGCUGCACACGCUCAGCGGCGAGGAGAUUUUCGCACUGUCACCGCACACCAUCGAGAGCUACUUUGGCCAGCGGGAGAGCCGUCGCCUCAUCUCCCAGAUUGUGCUGCAAAAGAACUUCUGCGAGUACAAAACCAUUCGCUCUUCGGAACUGUCAGCCAAGUUGGCCAAGGCAAGGCAAAAGGCCGAUCAGUCCAAUGGCGAUCCCAACGAGGUCUUCUAGGAUUCCCAUUGGAAUCUUGUAGGAUUUCCCUUUAUCCUGGAUGCAUAACAGCGUUUGAAAUUGGGCUUAAAUCAGAGCUCAAAAGUCGCCAAGUUUUGCCAUUUAUUUAUUUAUGUGUAAUAUUCCUUCAUUUAUGUUAAACCGUGUUCAUACAUAUACAUUAAAAAAAAAGACAAACAAA
This is a messenger RNA of Drosophila kikkawai, 2450 nucleotides long. Its product is annotated as epidermal growth factor receptor kinase substrate 8. Gene Ontology annotation, molecular function: actin binding. The record is from RefSeq and is a predicted model, not a curated record. Gene Ontology annotation, biological process: Rho protein signal transduction; regulation of Rho protein signal transduction. Gene Ontology annotation, cellular component: plasma membrane. Lineage: Eukaryota; Metazoa; Arthropoda; Insecta; Diptera; Drosophilidae.